Messenger RNA from Arachis stenosperma, 1389 nucleotides. Its product is annotated as mediator of RNA polymerase II transcription subunit 19a. Gene Ontology annotation, biological process: positive regulation of transcription by RNA polymerase II. The record is from RefSeq and is a predicted model, not a curated record. Gene Ontology annotation, cellular component: mediator complex. Bases 352 to 1029 code for a protein of 225 amino acids. The transcript is spliced from 8 exons. Lineage: Eukaryota; Viridiplantae; Streptophyta; Magnoliopsida; Fabales; Fabaceae. Gene Ontology annotation, molecular function: transcription coregulator activity; transcription factor binding.
AAAAGACGCAAUUUUUUUCAUCUAUAAGACCCUUCUCAGAGAGAGAAAAAGAGAAGAAAAGGAGAAACACCAAACACAAACAAGAAAAACAAAAAUAAAAAAAAAUUAAAAAGAGGAGUUUGUUUGAGAACUGAACCACGCACCCUCCCCUCCAAAGAUCUUAACUUUCCAUGCUUCUUUUCUAAGGGAAUAUUUGGUGGGGUGUGGUCGAAAAGUUUGAAGAAGCUUCUCGAUUGGCGUGGCUUUGGUUCGUUUGGGUUCGAAAAGGGGAAUUCGGAACUUGCUCGAGGGCCCUGAAAAAUUUUCACUGUUGAGCUGAUAAUGUUCCAACGGUUCAGGAAGGAUUGACACAUGGAUUCUGAAGUCAAAAGGUUUGGAGGAGGACCGAGGGAGUUGACAGGAGCUGUAGAUCUUAUUAGUUAUUUCAAACUACAACCCCACUAUGACUAUUUCUGCAAGCGGCCCCUUCCAGUGUCAGUUGCAGACACACACUAUCUUCACAACAUUGUGGGAGACACAGAAGUAAGAAAAGGAGAUGGGAUGCAAUUAGAUCAACUUAUUCAGAACACUUCUAACUUCAGAGAGACAAAUGCUCGGUUACAGCCUUUCAACCUAGAUAUUCUCAAAGAAGCUUUUCAACUAAGGGAAACAACUCCUGUUGAUCUUCCCACAGCAGAGAAAGGGAUUCCAACUAUCCCAGGGAAGUCGAAAAGCGAGCACAAAGACAAAGAGAAGAAGCAUAAAAAACACAAAGACAGGGAUAGGGAUAAGGACAAGGAUAAGGAGCAUAAGAAACACAAACAUCGUCACAAAGAUAAAGACCGAAGCAAAGACAAGGAGAAGGACAAGGACAAAAAGAAAGAUAAAAGUGGGCAUCGUGAUUCAAGUGCUGACCAUUCAAAGAAACACCAUGAAAAGAAAAGGAAGCAUGAUGGAGAUGAUGAUGUUAAUGAUGUUCACAAACACAAAAAAAGCAAGCAUAAGAGCUCAAAAAUCGAUGAAUUGGGGGCGAUAAAAGUCGCAGGCUAAAAUGUUUACAUACUGUAGUUCGCGUUGUUUCUCAUUUGGUUGUUGUCGUUUGUUAAAGUCUGGUGGCAUCUUCACUUGAAAUUAACAGAUUUCGUAAGACUAGGUAGUGUUCUGACUAAGAUUGAAAGGUGAAUUCACCCCAUGAAGGGAAAAGGAAGCAGGUAAAAAAUUUGCUGGAGACAAAAAAAACUUUCUUUUUCUUUUUUGUAUAAUAACAUUUACCUUCAUAUAAUUUCCAGUAAUUUGCAGAACUUUGGUCUUCCUUUUCCUCAGUUUUUUGGUGCUCUGGAUCGAUAUAUCAACAUUAUGGAUAAUUUUUCUUUAAUUUUUUCUUAAAAAAAACCUUAGUUUACAAAUCAA